AUGCACAUGAAGGUCCUGAAGCAGGAAAAAACUCAUUUAAAAACUGAGAAGAGGGCCGAGGCCUGUAGCCUGCACGUCAGCUCAGCGCCCAACGCGCUCUGGGGUCUGAGGGCGGGUGCUGACCAGACGCUGCGCACUGGCCCCAAUCUGCUCUCGGUAUGUAAAUUCACAGAGAAACAUAAAUGGAUAACAACAGAAAAUGGUAUUGGAACAGUGAGAAUCAGCAAUUUUGCACAGGAAGCUUUGGGAGAUGUUGUUUACUACAGUUUGCCUGAAGUUGGGACAAAAUUGAACAAUUUCGAAAAUGUGAAAGCUGCUGGUGAACUCUAUGCUCCUCUAUCAGGAGAAGAAACUGAAAUUAAUGAAAUCCUUGUAGAAAACCCAGCUGUCAAUGAAGCUUGUUAUGAAGAUGGUUGGCUGAUCAAGAUGACACUGAGUAACCCUUCAGAACUAGAUGAACUGAUGCGUGAAGAAGCAUAUGAGAAAUACAUAAAAUCUAUUGAAGAAUGA
Molecule: messenger RNA, 510 nt
Organism: Pteropus alecto (black flying fox)
Lineage: Eukaryota; Metazoa; Chordata; Mammalia; Chiroptera; Pteropodidae
Product: glycine cleavage system H protein, mitochondrial-like
Biological process (GO): glycine decarboxylation via glycine cleavage system; protein lipoylation
Cellular component (GO): mitochondrion; glycine cleavage complex; cytoplasm
Source: RefSeq, a predicted model, not a curated record